AUGAGAUACCCUUACCAAUACACUGCCCUCUCGAAAAAGGCCGAGCUGCUCGAGGCAUUUAAGGGCAAAAAGCUCUCGGAAUUGCCAACUCCAUCUUUCAUCGUGGAUAGGGGAAAGUUUAAAGAAAACUGUGAAAAGAUGCUGGCCAAUGUCGAUCGCUUAAAUGUUGACUUUCGUGCUCAUGUCAAGACCCACAAAACGGUUGAAGGAACUCUACUUCAGCUAGGCUCUGAAAAUAUUAAGACUAAAAAAAUCGUCGUUUCUACGCUCAUGGAGGCGUGGGGCUUGCUGCCACUUAUUGAGAAAGGUUUGAUUAUUGAUGUUUUAUUUAGUUUACCAGUUGUCAAAAGUAGGCUUCCAGAGUUAGCGGACCUAGGCGCCCGAAUUCCCAACUUACGACUGAUGGUUGACAACGGAGAACAAUUUGAAGUCCUUGCUGAAUUUAGUAAGAAACACAAAAUUCAGAAGAAAUGGUCGUUGUUCAUCAAGGUUAAUAUGGGCUCUGACCGGGCUGGAUUUGAUGAAAGUUCCACUCUUGACGAAGCAUUAUUCGACCUGCUCCAGUCUCCCGCCAAGGAUUACCUUUCUUUAUACGGAUUUUACUGCCAUGCUGGUCACUCUUAUGCUUCUUCAACAGAGGAGCAGGCAAGACAUUUCUUGUUAAAUGAAAUUGACAGCGGCAACAAUGCUUGCAAGAAAGCGCUGAAUAUUGAUCCUUCCUUGAAAUUGCAAAUUUCAGUGGGAGCCACACCUACUGCACAUGCAUCUCAAAGUUUAGAUAUCUCAUCUAUUGGCGAGUUGUACGGAAAGCUUGAACUUCACGCCGGAAACUAUCCGUUUUGCGAUCUUCAGCAAGUGAGUACUCAUUGUGUUGGACUUGAUCAAGUGUCCUGCAGAGUCCUUGCGGAAGUCCUUUCCUCCUACCCUCAAAGAGGCUCCCGAGGACCAGGUGAACAACUGAUAAAUGCUGGAGUUAUUGCUUUAGCCCGGGAAUUUGGAUCUUUACCUGGUUACGGAAAAAUUGUUUCCCCAAAAGGAUAUGAGAACUGGAUAGUUGGCAGGCUUAGCCAAGAGCAUGGCAUUCUAACUUGUUUGCAAGACACAGAAACCAAGAUGAUACCACUCGGAACAAAAAUUGGAAUUGUUCCUCAGCAUAGCUGUAUUACGGCAGCAUCAUAUCCAUGGUACUUCGUUGUAGAACACGGAGAUAUUGUGGUAGAUAUCUGGGUUCCCUGGAGGGGCUGGUAG
This is a messenger RNA of Lachancea thermotolerans CBS 6340, 1248 nucleotides long. Its product is annotated as KLTH0A07986p. Gene Ontology annotation, biological process: D-serine catabolic process. NCBI's taxonomy places the organism in Eukaryota, Fungi, Ascomycota, Saccharomycetes, Saccharomycetales, Saccharomycetaceae. Gene Ontology annotation, molecular function: D-serine ammonia-lyase activity. The record is from RefSeq and is a predicted model, not a curated record. The coding region runs from base 1 to 1248 and encodes 415 amino acids. The transcript has a single exon.